AUGGAAGGGGAUAUCAAAGCGGAGCAAGUUCAACAUCCGAGUCCCCUAGAGGAUAUAUUGGAGCACACAGACGUUUCGGCGCAGCCAUCGGCUAAAGGCAAGAACAAGAGCAAGGAUAAGGAUUCUGGAGGCGCCGCUACGAAAAGGCGAUGUGUGAGCACGGCUUGCAUUGCCUGCCGUAAAAGGAAGAGCAAGUGUGAUGGCAAUUUGCCCAAAUGCGCUGCUUGCGCAUCGGUCUACUUGACUGAAUGUGAAUAUGCGCCACACACCGACCAUCGGCGCAAAGGGGUUUACAAAAAGGAUGUUGAUGCCUCCAAGACCAAGAAUUCCACUCUCCAGAUCCUCAUACAGGCUAUCCUGAAUGCUGAGGAGGAGGAUGUCAUGGAUCUAGUCCGGCAGAUACGGACAUGCGACAACCUAGAAGAACUUGCGGUUACCAUAGACGCUCAAGAGAAAGGCCUGAUGGAGGGACACGAUGACUCUCCAAUGUAUGAGGCCGAAUCCGGCGUACCGAAAUUUGAAGCCGAACUUUCUGGGAAGAUGGGCGAUCUGAUGCUAGACGGGUCUGUCAAAUUCAUUGGGGGAACGUCGAAUUUGAUCUGGCUUCCUGAGGAAUAUGAACAUCGAGGCACACACAGCUCACCAACUUACCAGCGGGUCGUGGUGCGACCUCACGAAGAGGCUGUUCUUUCAUGGACGAUUGUCACCCAAGACAAAGAGGCAAUUCUCCAUUUUAUGAACAUGUACUUUUGCUGGCACUACGCCUUUUUCACGACCUUGGCUAAGGAACUUUUCUAUCGAGAUUUCCUCACCGGGACAUCCUCACAGUACUGCUCACCUCUCCUUGUCAAUGUUAUGCUAGCGCUCGGUUGCCACUUCUCAUCUCGGCCUGAAGCAAGAGCAGAUCCAGCGGAUUCUGGGACCACUGGUGACCACUUCUUUGCAGAAGCUAAAAGGCUCCUGUACGAGAACGACGAGUUUGCCAACGCGAAACUAUGUACAGUCCAGGCUCUGGCUUUGAUGUCCGUUAGAGAAGCCGGAUGCGGUCAUGAAAGCAAGGGAUGGGUAUACAGUGGCAUGAGUUUUCGAAUGGCUUGUGAUCUCGGAUUGAACGUGGAUACGGUGCCUAUCAAUGAAAUGUCACGCUUGACAGAUGAGGACAUUGAUGCGAGGCGGAUAACCUUCUGGGGUUGUUUCCUCUUUGACAAGUGCUGGUCUAACUACCUGGGGCGGCAACCUCAACUUUUAACGCCAAACAUCACCAUGAAGAAGCCCGACGUGUUCCCAUCGGAAGACAGUGAAAUGUGGUCGCCGUAUACAGACUCGGGCAUCAUUCAGGCCCAUGCGCAACCGGCGCGUACCAGAGCUGUUGCAUUGCAACUGUCUAAACUGGCCGAGAUUUCCAGCGAUCUCCUGACAUCCUUCUAUAAUCCGCAGAUGCUCGAUAAACCUCCUCCAAGACAAACCGAACUCAAACGACUAAGCGAUCUACAUACUAGAUUGGAAGCGUGGAAGCAAGGGUUGCCGCCUGAACUGGAACCGAGGGAGGGUCAGCUCCCCCAGGUCCUGCUGAUGCAUAUGUUUUACCAACUCUUGUAUCUUCAUCUAUAUCGACCGUUCCUGAAGUACACCCGAACGACCUCACCACUUCCAGCACACGUAUCCCCGAGAAAGUACUGUACUCAGGGAGCCACAGCAAUUUCUAAGCUUUUUCGACUGUACAAGCGAACACAUGGUCUUCGACAAAUAUGUAACAUUGCAAUCUAUAUUGUACAUUCAGCCUGUACGAUUCAUUUGUUGAAUCUACCAGACAAAAACGCUCGCAGAGAUAUCAUCCACGGCGUCAAACAUCUGGAGGAAAUGGGGGAAUGUUGGACAGCCGCCCGGCGAACGCUCAGAGUUUUGCAUCUAUGUGCCGACAGGUGGAGUAUUGAAAUGCCCGAGGAGGCGGAAAUGGUUUAUACAAGGCUUCGGGCGAAAUGGGGUCUCGCAGCGAGUGCACCUUCACCGGUGUCGCCCGAGUCUCUGGCAAACAUGGCACAGCAAAUUGUGUCACAGCCAGUGCCUGACUUGAUGGCGAUCAAUGUUCAAAGGCAACAGCAGUCGCAAGCUCAGCGUGGGACUUCAAUGUCACAGUAUGCAGGCGGAUAUUCCGCGCCCAUGGCUGCCUCACCCACAGAGGCGAUUGACUCCAGACGAACAUCCGGAGCACCGUCCAUGCCACCACAGUCCACAGCCGAGCUUUCUCGAGACUCUCGUCGUAUUCGGGCUUCAACUUACCUUACCAAAGCACAACAAGAUGCAUGGAAUGCACACCAAGCUCGAAUCGCAGCCAACGCAGCUGCGACAUCCUCUAACCAAGCAGGGACUGCUGGCGACCAGAAUGCCGCCAGAUUGUUUGGUGGAGUUGAAAGUCUGAUUGAGGAGACACAAGACUGGUUCUUUAAGGAUCAGAACCAAUUGGCCGUGGGUUUCGAAAACUGGGGGUCUGAGCCGCCAGAUUGGGGAACCCUAGAUCUGAGCUUCUUUGACACACCAGAAACGGGCAGCAGUACAAACGCGAAUACGAAUGGUAACUCACCGUCUUACAAUGGACUGCAGUACUCGUAUGAUUCGGGGGGAGGAGACGGAGGAACCAACCCGGGCGUCGUGACAAGCCAGGCCGGAUACGGAUUUGGACUUACCGGAGACAGGUAUCCAACCACUACCGACACGGAUAUUGAUGGCUUUCCCACGAACGGAACGAAUGGAAUGAACGGUUUAAUGAGACCAGGCAUGAGCUUACAGUUAGGAAUGAAUAUGGAUACGAGCGGGAACGGUUCAUUGGCGACUGGCAUGGGAAAUCUAGGUAUGGGCGGGCCUGGAGCUUCUAAACGCUCUUCUCAGAUUCAAGGAUUUGAUGAUGAGGCAUAUUAUUGA
This is a messenger RNA of Fonsecaea pedrosoi CBS 271.37, 2919 nucleotides long. RefSeq lists its product as uncharacterized. Gene Ontology annotation, molecular function: DNA binding; DNA-binding transcription factor activity, RNA polymerase II-specific; zinc ion binding. The record is from RefSeq and is a predicted model, not a curated record. NCBI's taxonomy places the organism in Eukaryota, Fungi, Ascomycota, Eurotiomycetes, Chaetothyriales, Herpotrichiellaceae. The coding region runs from base 1 to 2919 and encodes 972 amino acids. Gene Ontology annotation, biological process: regulation of DNA-templated transcription; DNA-templated transcription. The transcript has 3 exons.